AUGCCUACACCUGCUCUCCCUCAGCCCGCACACCCAGAGCUCGAUUCAAUGCUGACGAGGAAGUUUGGCAAGGAGGUUGCCAAUUACUUUGCCGGCUCUCCGCUGAAUCGCUUUGGUUUCCUCCGCAGCGACAAUGUCUUCCUGUCUGGAGCUCUCAAGCACCCGUCCACAAAGUUCCUCGCUUGCAACAACCUGCAGCCAUUGACCAAGGACAAGGCCAACCUCGCCUAUAUCCAAUACAAAGAUGUCCAGCCUAUCAUUGGCGAAGACCCCUAUGCUACUCCCGAGUCCAAGAUGAUCGAGACGUUCAACUCCAAAACCUUCAUCCCUCAGAUGAUCUUCCUCGGUCUGGACGAAUCAGUCAAGGACAACUCCUUCAGCUACGAAGCGAAGAACGCCGUUCACAAGGGUGCCCCUUACUUCGCCAUCGAUGUCACCCCCAAGGAUCCUCUGACCCAGCAAUGCAACGACCUGAUCAAGUCCUGCGAAGACAAAGGCCUCACCUUCCAACAAGGCCGCUCCAUGGACCUAGUCGCUGGCGACGCAGCAAUCUACGCCGAAGCCCGCCAACUCCUUGAUUGGAACAUGCGGAACCCUUUCUGCGCUCAAUGCAGCCAUCCCACUCUCUCCGUCAACGGCGGCUUCAAGCGCACCUGCCCGCCAACCGAUAUCUCUGCUCUCCCCUCCACCGCCCUCUCCACCUCCAACACCCCUGCAUCAUCCAUCGACCGCCCCGCCUGCGCAACCAGAAAGGGCGUCUCCAACCUCUCCUUCCCCCGCACCGACCCAACCAUCAUCGUCGCGGUCGUCAACGCCGCCGGCGACAAACUGCUGCUGGGCCGCAGCAAGCGUUUCCCAAAAUACUGGUAUUCCACUCUAGCAGGUUUCUGCGAACCCGCCGAGUCAAUCGAAGAAGCCACCCGCCGCGAAGUCUGGGAGGAAGCCGGUAUCCACCUCGGUCGCGUCAUCAUUCACUCUACUCAACCGUGGCCAUACCCUGCAAACUUGAUGAUUGGAGCUAUCGGACAGAGUGUGCCUGAGGGCGAAACCAUUGAUCUGGGUAAUGAUCCCGAGUUGGAGGAUGCCAAGUGGUUUACUUUUGACGAGGUCAGGCAGGCAUUGAAGGUGGGGACUAGUGGGUUGGAUGAGGGACCGCAGGCAGAGUACAAAGAGGGGGAUUUGAGGUUGCCGCCGCAGACUGCUAUCGCUAAUCAGUUGAUCAGUGCUGUGGUUGAAAAGGGCUUCUUGUCCGCUCAGCCAAAGAUCUAG
This is a messenger RNA of Aureobasidium namibiae CBS 147.97, 1269 nucleotides long. RefSeq lists its product as uncharacterized. Gene Ontology annotation, cellular component: cytosol. The transcript is spliced from 2 exons. The coding region runs from base 1 to 1269 and encodes 422 amino acids. Gene Ontology annotation, biological process: NADP+ catabolic process; NAD+ catabolic process. NCBI's taxonomy places the organism in Eukaryota, Fungi, Ascomycota, Dothideomycetes, Dothideales, Saccotheciaceae. Gene Ontology annotation, molecular function: NADH pyrophosphatase activity. The record is from RefSeq and is a predicted model, not a curated record.